AUGGCCCGCCUGCCUGCCCCCAAGAGACGGCGCUUGUCGCCUCCCGACGACGACGACGCCGCCAGCGACUCGCCCAGCCACGCUCUCGCCACCUCGAGCUUUGCCAACUCCACCUGGGACCUCGAGCAGGACUAUGAGAACCGCCCGCGCUCGCUGAAAAAGAAGAAGGAGGCCACUCGCCUGCCCAUCAAGACCCAGGAUGGCCGCGUCGAACACGUCCAGGUCGCCGAGCCCGACAAGGCUGAGCCAGCGGACGACGACAGCUUCCUCGGCACAAGCAGCGACGACGAUGAGGAGGAAGCGGCCGAGCCUGUGCCCGAGGCGCCCAAGAAAUCCGCUCGCCAGCAGCUCGUCGAGGCCAAGGAAGAGCUUGCCCGCGUCGCCGAGCUGAUCAACGAGGACCCGGAAGAGCACAUUGGCGCCCUGAAGCAGCUUGCCGCCUUCGCCAGCUCCAAAAACGUCACCGUCAAGAAGCUGGCCCUCGCGACCCAGGCUGCCGUCUACAAGGAUAUCAUUCCCGGAUACAGGAUACGCCCGCUGCCCGAGGACGGCUCCAAGGAGAAGCUGUCCCGCGAGGUCCGCCGUCUGCGCAACUUCGAGCAGGCCCUCGUCCACGGCUACCAGGACUACGUCCGUGACCUGGCCCAAUGCGCCAAAGGCAGCAAGUCCGGGGCUUCGGAGAGCAUGGCCGGCCUGGCCACCGUCGCCAUCAGCUGUGCCUGCAACCUGCUCACCUCUGUGCCCCAUUUCAACUUCCGCGGAGACAUCAUAAAGAUCCUUGUCAACAAGCUGAGCACCAGGUCCGUCGACCAGGAUUUCGUCAGGUGCAGGGAGACCAUCGAGAAGGUUUUCGAGGACGAUGAAGACGGAAAUGCCUCCUUGGACGCCGUCACCAUGAUCACCAAGAUGAUCAAGGGCCGCAACUACCACGUCCACGAGAGCGUGCUCAACACCUUCUUGCAUCUGCGCCUGCUGUCCGAGUUCUCCUCCAAGGGUUCGUACGACAGGAUCGACAAGCCCGAAGACGACAUGCCAAGAGGCAAGAAGCCCAAGGAAAAGCGCGAGUUCCGCACCAAGAAACAACGCAAGAUCAUGAAGGAGCAAAAGGCCAUCGCCGAGGAGAUGAAGGAGGCCGACGCCGCCGUGAGCCACGAGGAACGCGACCGCCUGCAGGCCGAGACGCUCAAGCUCGUCUUCGUCGCCUACUUCCGCAUCCUCAAGUCCCGCAGCCCGUCUCUGAUGGGCGCCGUGCUCGAGGGCCUCGCCCGCUACGCCCACCUCAUCAACCAAGACUUCUUCGGCGACAUCCUCGAAGCUCUGAAAGACCUGAUCAGCGACGCCGAGAGCCUCGAAAACCAGGACAGCGACGCAGACGACGACGACGACGACUCCGCCGAGAACUCGGCCCUGGGCACCCGCAACGCCACGCGCGAGUCGCUCCUCUGCGUCAUCACCGCCUUCGCCCUGCUGCAGGGCCAGGACGCCAGCAAGGCGGCUUCCAGCCUGCACCUCGACCUCAACUUCUUCAUCACCCACCUCUACCGCACCCUGUACCCCGUCAGCCUCAACCCGGACGUCGAGCUCGGCGCCAACUCGCUGCACCUCCCCGACCCCAACGCGCCCCACCAACAACAACACCAGCAAACCCCCUCCGCCAACAAAAUCAACGUCCAAACCACCACCGUCCUCCUCCUCCGCUCCCUCUCCUCCGUCCUCCUCCCCCCCACCGCCAUCCGCGCCGUGCCCCCCCUCCGCGUCGCCGCCUUCACAAAACAGCUCAUGACCGCCGCCCUGCACCUGCCCGAGAAGUCGUGCCUCGCCGUCGUGUCGCUGCUCGCCAAGGUGACCAAGGUGCACGGCCGCAAGGUCGCGCCGCUGUGGAACACGGAGGAGCGCCGCGGCGACGGCGUCUUCGACGCGCUGGGGACGCAACUUGAGAGUAGUAAUCCGUUCGCGGCGACGGUGUGGGAGGGAGAGGUUUUGAGGUGGCAUUUUUGUCCGGGGGUGAGGGAGGGGUUGGGGGCGGUGGGGAGGGGCGUGGCGGAGGGGAUGAAGUGA
Messenger RNA from Diplodia corticola, 2058 nucleotides. RefSeq names its product nuclear export protein noc3. Gene Ontology annotation, biological process: DNA replication initiation. Gene Ontology annotation, cellular component: nucleolus. Bases 1 to 2058 code for a protein of 685 amino acids. The transcript has a single exon. The record is from RefSeq and is a predicted model, not a curated record. NCBI's taxonomy places the organism in Eukaryota, Fungi, Ascomycota, Dothideomycetes, Botryosphaeriales, Botryosphaeriaceae. Gene Ontology annotation, molecular function: chromatin binding.